AUGAAGUCCUCCAUUAUCGCAGCAGCCAGCGCUGCCUCUGGCCUGGUCGCAGCCGACAAUGUACCAACCGUUCAUUUUCCUUUGACUCUGCUGUACGGCAAUAACGAGAAGAUUCACACUACUCUUACGAAACCCGAGACCAACACCACUAUUCCUGUGGUCUACGAUAGUGGUAGCGAAAACUUUUUCGUAUUUGGUCCAGGUGCAAUUGAUAAUUGGGGCUCUUCGAAUAUCGGAGUGCGCGGGCAAUGCAAUGCGAGUGUACCCGAGUCCGACUUGUUUGACUACAAGUUGUCGACAACCGCCUCACAACCAGUAGACCACCCUGCCACAUAUAUCUAUGGUGGUGCCGACAAGAUCUACGGCGGCUCUGUCACGAUCAAUGACACUUUUAUCUUUGUCAACGAUGAUGGGCUGUCCUACACACUGGAGAACACUCGCGUCGAGCUCGUGGAUUUCUUGACCCAGCGAAUCAGGGAUACGACCUGCUCAUAUGCUCCUCUAUAUGACCUCGGCAUAUUGGGUGUCUCUCCUUUCUACCAAGGCGCCGGUCGCAACACCACAGGGCCUUCGGUGCGCCAGGAUUUGCUGGAUCGCGGAAUUAUUGGUGCCUCAGUACAGAGCAUGUGGUUUGAUGAGGCACCCGAGGAUCCGCUCGCCCCCUACACCGGCAAUGGCCUCAUUGGUGGUAUCGACACCUCCAAGUACUCGGGCGACCUGGUCAAGGUCAAGACUGUUGUCCCAGGCGGCGCAAACGUGGGCUACUUUACCGAGAUGCCUACUGUUUCCAUCAAUGGCCAUACCUUUACCCAGACCGACUCGGUAACAUACUGCCAGCUGGACUCGGGUACUCACGACGACACUAUCCCGAUCGCCUAUGCAGAGAACGACCUCUUUGAGAACAUCACAGGCAUCAUCACCAGUCCCAUUGGCUACACCUCAUGGAACGGGACAUGCGACACCAUCCCUACCAACAUCACCGUUGACCUGACUUUCCCAGGUGUGGUGGAUGGGACUUCCGUCACUGUCAAGACACCUCUGCGCGCAUACGCCCGAGUCGACUAUGGUGAGCCCGGCUACUGCGCCAUGAGCGUUGGCGUCAGCGGUUGCUUCCUUGGCUCACCAUUCCACUCUGCUGCAUUCUUUGCUGCCGACGACGAGCAUGGUGAGAUUGCGCUGGCACAAGGUGGCGUGUCAAAGCCCGGCAGCAGUUUUGAUCCUGCAUCAGUUGUGGGAAGGAUACCUUGA
Molecule: messenger RNA, 1248 nt
Organism: Neoarthrinium moseri
Lineage: Eukaryota; Fungi; Ascomycota; Sordariomycetes; Amphisphaeriales; Apiosporaceae
Exons: 1
Coding region: 1-1248 (415 amino acids)
Source: RefSeq, a predicted model, not a curated record